Leptidea sinapis is the source of this 2113-nucleotide messenger RNA. RefSeq lists its product as uncharacterized. Bases 85 to 1974 code for a protein of 629 amino acids. Lineage: Eukaryota; Metazoa; Arthropoda; Insecta; Lepidoptera; Pieridae. Gene Ontology annotation, biological process: DNA integration. The record is from RefSeq and is a predicted model, not a curated record. The transcript has a single exon. Gene Ontology annotation, molecular function: nucleic acid binding.
UUAGUACGACUAUUGUUCUCAAAGGGUCGAGUGGCGCCAAUUAAAACAUUGACAAUUCCGAGACUUGAAUUGUGCGGUGCUGUGAUGGGAGCUCGUCUUUAUGAAAAGGCUAUUGGUUCGUUAAGACUUCAAAUUAGGCAAGUGACAUUUUGGACGGAUUCAACAAUUGUUCUUGGAUGGCUCAAUAUGUUACCAAGCAAACUAAAUACAUUUGUUCGUAAUCGCGUCGCCGAAAUAGUAGAAAAAACCAAUCCAUUUCCAUGGAGACACGUUCCAACCGGCCAGAAUCCCGCAGAUUUCAUAACUCGUGGAGUUGGUGCUAAUUUGAUCAAGUCUUUAGACCCUUGGUGGUGUGGUCCUGAAUUUCUUCAAUUAGAAAAAUCUGGCUGGCCUAACGUUACCGCGGUCGCAAGCGACUUACCAGAGACUCGCCCAGAAAUAACUCUCCAUACAAUGAAAAGCCAGAGCUCUCAAAACUCAAUUAUUGAAUUUCAUCGUUUUUCCAACUUUACUAGAUUACAGCGUUCCGUUGCAUACAUGUUACGUUUCAUCAAUCGUUGCAAAAGGCAAAUCAUGCCAACGUCUUAUUUAGGUGAAGAUGAAUUACGGAAUUCGUUGUAUUUAAUCAUUCAAAUGGUACAGAAAGAGUCCUUUCCUGAAUAUGAGUUACUAUUAAACAAACAGAAACUUCCUCCGAAGAGCUCUUUAAAUAAAUUUAAUAUUUUCUUAGACAAAAACAAUAUAAUUCGCGUUGGAGGUCGCCUUAAUAAUUCACAGUUUUUAUAUGAUAAAAAAUAUCCUAUUUUAAUACAGUCCACACAUCGUUUUACUAAAUUAUUAUUUCAACAUGAACAUAAACGUCUUAUGCAUGCAGGCCCCCAGCUUCUUUUGGCCACAAUUAGAGAAAUGUAUUGGCCCAUAGGUGGUCGCAACCUAGCAAGGAUAUGCUACCAUCAAUGCGUGCUAUGUCGCCGCAUGAAGGGUCAAACCGUCAACCCUAUAAUGGGGAACUAUCCACAGCAGCGUCUCGUUGUAGGAGAACACCCAUUCACUAGCGUAGGGGUGGAUUAUGCUGGUCCUAUCACCGCAGCAAGUCGUCAAGGUCGUGGUUGCAGAUUUGUAAAGGUUUACAUUGCCAUUUUCAUUUGCUUUACGACUAAGGCCAUUCAUUUGGAGUUAGUAGGUGAUUUAACGAGCAAUAACUACUUGUCGGCAUUGCGUAGAUUUAUAGCGCGAAGAGGAAAACCCUCUAAUAUGUACUCCGACAAUGGUACCACCUUUGUAGGUGCUUAUAAUGAGCUCUCUAAAUUUCUAAAAAGCAACUGUGAUUCGAUUGCUGAAGGUGCAGUCAAUGAAGGCAUUAAUAUUCAUUAUAUACCGGCGUACAGUCCUCAUUUUGGCGGAUUAUGGGAGGCUGGUGUUAAGUCGACCAAGUAUCACUUAGUGCGCGUGCUGGGAAAUUGUCAUUUAACUUACGAGGAGCUUAACACAACUUUGGUUCAAAUUGAAGCCCUGUUAAAUUCACGGCCUCUGACCCCGCUGUCAUCGGAGCCUGACGACCUGAUGCCACUAACACCAGGACAUUUUCUGAUUGGGAGACCAUUCACAUCGUUACCAACAAGUGACCUCACAGAUCAGUGUACAAGCCACCUAAGUCGUUAUCAACGGAUUGAGCAGUUACGUCAACACUUUUGGAACAGAUGGUCCAAAGAGUAUAUAUCUGAGUUACAGACAAGGUCUAAAUGGCAGUUGGCGAAAAGUGAGGUGACAAUGGGAUCAUUAGUAGUGGUAAAGGAUGAUCAUCUACCACCAUUGAAAUGGCGCUUUGGUCGCGUUGUGGGAGUUCACCCAGGAUCUGAUGGAGUGACAAGGGUCGCAGAUGUUAAAUGUUCCAACGGGAUACUCCGACGUGCUGUCACCAAGAUCUGUCCACUGCCAAUCUGCACUGAGGAUGCUGAAGGUGGUGGGAAAUAGGUUUUCCCACGGGUGGGGAUAUGUCGACGCCUGCAGCUUUAAACCAGCAAAGUUUAUAUUUACAUGUUUAAUGUAUUUUUGUAAGGGUUUACUGUUAUGUCCUUCUUGUUCAAUUACACGUGCGUCAGCAAGCAAUAAA